CGCCAGAUCCUGUUCGCGUCGCUAAACGCCCGGAGCGUUGCUUGUUUCCUUCCUUCUUCCUCAACCACCACUUUCUGUAGCUCAACACCAUCUUCUGGUAAUGACCAUCAUGGCAUCUGAUAGCAUCAAAAAGGUGCAAGAAAAGCUCUUUCGUGGUGGCCCCGGCGAAGCUGUCCAACAGUCCUUAGAGCGCGAGCCUGGUUUGACGAUUCACAUUCCAAAACCUGCAUCCUCACCUUCCCAGCCCCCGCCCAAGCUCUUCAACGCACCAGAAUCUACCACGAGGAACGGUGAAGAGGUUGAACAUGCAUCGUAUCGUGAACGGCUGGCAUCCAAGCUCGGUGCUGAGUACAGAGGUACAGAAAGACAUCGUCUGCUUCAAGACGCCAAAAAGGAGCGUCAUUGGAAGCGCUGGGGUCCAUACUUGAGCGAUAGGCAAUGGGCCACCGUUCGCGAAGAUUACUCUGGAAAUGGCGACGCCUGGAGCCAUUUUCCUCACGAGCAGGCUCGUUCUCGUGCAUACAGAUGGGGUGAAGAUGGUAUCGCCGGCCUAUCCGACAACCAUCAACGCCUUUGCUUCGCUCUCUCCUUCUGGAAUGGCGAGGAUCCCAUUCUGAAGGAACGGAUGUUUGGUGUCACUGGUCAUCAGGGCAAUCAUGGAGAGGACGUCAAAGAGCUUUACUACUACCUUGAUUCAACUCCCACUCACUCGUACAUGAAGUUUCUCUACAAGUACCCUCAGCGACCCUACCCGUACGAAGAACUGGUCACUGAGAACCAGAACCGCAGCCGCGACGUUUCCGAAUACGAAAUUUUGGAUACUGAUGCUUUUGAUGAAGACCGAUACUGGGAUAUUUUCGUAGAGUAUGCCAAAGAUGCAGAUGACCCGGAUAACAUCUACGUUCGCGUCACUGGCUAUAAUAGAGGCCCCGAUCCUGCUACUCUUCACAUUGUUCCCCAAUUCUGGUUCCCUAAUACCUGGUCGUGGUACGAAGAAAAACCCCCGAUGCCCACUCUCUCGGGAUCGGUUCGUAGUGAUAUCAACUGCAUCACUGCCAAGCAUCCCGAAUUACCGAAAACUCAUCUGUACUGUCUUCCUUCUCCUCCUCCCGUUGGUCCAUCAGGCGAUUUUGAAGGAGACCCAGAUGAUGCGGUCGAACCUGAGCUCCUUUUCACAGAGAACAACACUAAUUAUAGCCGGCUCUAUGGCGGUCAUAACGAAACACCAUACGUUAAAGACGCUUUCCAUGACUACAUCAUCCCUUCUCACCGUCCUCCUACUUCUGAUUCUCAAGAAGCCUUCUUUUCACCUCGAACCCGCCCUAGAACUGCAUCCAUUAGUUCCCGUCCUCCAAGUGAGAGCGAACGCGAGGAAGGCCCGUGUACACCAUUCCCCGAAGAACCUUCAUACGUCAACCCGGAAAAGAGGGGAACCAAAUCUGCGGCUCACUACGUCUUCAGAGAUAUACCAGGACAGGGCGGCUGCGUUGUAGUCCGGUUGAAAAUGACACCACUCUCCCCCAGGAAAGACCCCAGUUUAUUCGAUGAAGGUGUUUUUGAUGACACAGUUGAAGCCCGUCGCCAAGAGGCCGAUGAGUUCUACAACUCUAUUGUUUUUGGUCCCACUAGUGACGAUCUCAAGCAAAUUAUGCGGCAGGCGCUGGGUGGCAUGUUGUGGACGAAACAGUUCUAUCAAUUCAUUCAGAAAGAUUGGAUUCAGGGCGAUCCUGCACAACCUGCCCCGCCUCCUGAGCGUAAGUGGAUCAGAAACAGGGAAUGGCGUCACAUGCACGUAGCUGACAUCCUUUCCAUGCCAGACAAGUGGGAAUAUCCAUUCUUUGCUGCCUGGGAUACCGCAUUCCAUUGCAUUCCUUUGGCUGUGGUAGAUCCUGCAUUUGCAAAAAAACAGCUUGACUUGCUCACACGAGAGUGGUACAUGAAGCCCGAUGGUCAGAUUCCAGCGUACGAAUGGAACUUUGGAGACGUCAACCCACCGGUACAUGCUUGGGCUACUUUCCGAGUAUUCAAAAUCGAACGCAAGCUUCAUGGUAAUGAAGAUAUACCUUUCUUGGAGCGUGUAUUCCAAAAACUGCUCCUAAACUUCACUUGGUGGGUUAACCGAAAGGACCAAGGUGGAAACAAUGUCUUCGAAGGUGGCUUCCUCGGUCUGGAUAAUAUCGGUGCUUUCAACCGUUCUGAGCCCCUUCCGACCGGAGGAGUCCUCCGUCAGGCCGACGGAACUGCCUGGAUGGGCUUCUACUGCUUGAACAUGCUUAAUAUGGCAUUGGAACUAGCUAAGCACAACCCAGUCUACGAGGACAUCGCUUCUAAAUUCUUCGAGCAUUUCAUCUUCAUCGCCGACGCCAUGACUUACAAGGUAGGGGACGACGAGCAAAGUCUCUGGAAUGAAGCCGAUGGCAUGUAUUACGAUGCAAUACAGUUCGGACCCGGGAACUCCAUGCAACUACCCGUUCGCAGCCUCGUCGGUCUUAUCCCUCUUUAUGGGACGUUAGUCCUAGAACCUUCGACGUUGAACAGAUUCCCUGGGUUCAAAAAGCGUGUCGAGUGGUUCAUCGAUAAUAGGCCAGAGGUGGCCGCCCGUAACAUGGCAAACAUGAAGGUUCGUGGCAAGGACGAGCGCAGAUUGCUUGCCUUAGCGAGCAAGGAGCGCCUCAUCAAGAUUCUAGAGAAGAUGCUUGAUGAAGACGAGUUCUUAAGCGAACAUGGGAUUCGAUCACUCUCGAAGCUGCAUAAAGAACAACCCUGGGGAAUGGAUGUCAACGGACAGCGUUACGAGGUUAAUUAUUGGCCUGGUGACUCGUUAUCUGGGAUGUUUGGAGGCAAUUCAAACUGGAGAGGACCAAUCUGGUUGGCUACCAAUUUCCUCUUAAUCGAAAGUUUGCAGCGAUUCUAUCAAUAUUAUGGUGACGACCUCCAGGUCGAAUGUCCUACUGGAAGCGGUGAUUAUAUGAACCUUGCCGGAGUAGCUGAAGAGAUUCAGCACCGCAUCAUCCAUAUAUUUGGGCGCGAUAUGCAGGGCCGACGAGCCACAAAUGGGGGCAACCCUAAGCUAGAUUAUGACGCCCAUUUCCGCGACUACGUCUGGUUCUAUGAGUUCUUCCAUGCUGACACUGGAAAGGGCCUCGGUGCCUCACAUCAGACCGGGUGGUCUGGGUUGGUAGCAUAUCAUAUUCUUCAGAGUGGCGUUACCUGCCGACUUCCGAAAACUCCUAAAACUCCUCGCAGCCUUGCACACCACUACUUUGAUGACACAAUCGAUUCUCAUUCUGAGUUCGGCGAUGAUGCUAAAUCAGCAUUUAGUAUUAUGAGUGGCUUUGACGUGCACACCUUCAGUGACCUUUCUCCCGACGCGCUGUAAAUGCUGCGGGACACGGCAACUCAUGAGUAUACAAGUGUCUGUGGCGGUCACCUUAAGACUUUGUCAAGAAGUAAUCAGUUAGAGUACAAUAGCUAUAAGUUUUACAUAGAAUCGAGUAAACAUUAUAAUGAAGGUCCGCAACCCGUCCGUAUUAUCUUGCAUGAAUGACAGCUUGCGGAUAUC
Molecule: messenger RNA, 3562 nt
Organism: Guyanagaster necrorhizus
Lineage: Eukaryota; Fungi; Basidiomycota; Agaricomycetes; Agaricales; Physalacriaceae
Exons: 17
Coding region: 101-3379 (1092 amino acids)
Biological process (GO): oligosaccharide metabolic process
Molecular function (GO): Glc3Man9GlcNAc2 oligosaccharide glucosidase activity
Source: RefSeq, a predicted model, not a curated record